CCUAGAUACAUAGAGUCCAACUUUACAGUACAUGCUUCAUUUUUUUUUCGUGUUGGAUAAUAGUCUCUGUCAAAGUCAUCAUGUUAGACCUUUUGUCCUCUGUUGAGAUUUUACCAACCAAGAGUCAUGGCCCGUCACCGUCGCCAGCAGUGAGCUUGCCUUCUGUGUCUAGCCCAGAGCACGCAGGAUCUCGUUCUAUAGAAAACGUGCAAUUAGUACCAGAAAGUCCUAUACCUGCACCGUUCGACAUAGAAGAUGGAGGGCCGAAACAAGGGCGCAUUGUUGUCAUAAUCGCAGUUCUCACAGGCGUCAACUUCUUGAGUAGUUUGACCAACGGAUUUAUCACGAUUGGUCUCCCACGAAUAUCAUCUGAACUCUCCCUUCCAGAACAUCUAAUGGUCUGGCCAUCCGCGGUAUACUACUUAACGAGCAGUACCUGCCUUCUCCUUGCAGGCUCCAUCGCAGAUGUCGUUGGACCUAGGCGCAUCAAUCUAGCAGGCUGCUUGCUUACUGGAAUCUUUAUCAUUGCAUGUGGUCUUGCCCGGACUGGUAUUGAGUUCAUUAUGUUUCGUGCGAUGCAGGGCAUUGCUCUUUCACUCUGUCUGCCCACGUCCGUUGCUAUUGUUGCAAAGGUGGCACCUAGUGGCCGGAAGCGUAACAUUGGCUUCUCGUGUUUAGGGUUCGUCCAGCCGAUUGGCUUUUCCCUCGGUCUGGUACUCGAAGGUGCGGUCUUAGACAUAAUGGGCUGGCGUUUCUUAUACUACUUAAGUGGCGGCCUCUCCCUGGCGCUCUUCAUAACCAGUUUAUGGAUUUUGCCGCGCGAUGCAAUGAUUAUUGGAUCUGUGUUUACCAAACUCAAGAGGGAGAUCGACUGGCUUGGGGCAUUAAUGGCAUCGACAUGUCUAGUGCUCUUCUCUUAUAUCCUCGCGACACUAACGGGUGCCGUCUCCAAUAUCCGCCAACCUACAAAUAUUGUCCUAUUGCUAAUUAGCAUUGGUCUCGUCCCAGCUUUCAUCUUUUGGGAAGCUCGCCGUGAACGCCUCAACCUCCCAGCCCUUAUCCCGAACUCGCUAUGGAAAAAUACGGUUUUUACGAGCGUCUGCCUCACAGUCUUGUUCUCGAAUGCUCUCGCCAACUCAAUGGAAGUCUUCUGUUCGCUCUUCUUCCAAGAAAUCCAACACACAUCUGCCCUCGGAGCGUCUUUGCGCAUUUUGCCCUCUCUAAUAGUUGGUUUUAUCACUCAACUCUCAACCGGCAUCCUCAUCCACCGCUUAAGCCCAUAUCACAUCAUUUUACUCGCCCUGAUCCUUAGCGCCGGCUCCCCACUCCUCAUGGCGGUCACAUCUGCACAGUGGCCUUACUGGUAUGCGGCCUUCUUCGCGCAGCUCCUCGCGCCGCUGUCCUGUGCCAUAAUGUUUACCAUCGGCCUUCUGGCUGUAUCGGAGGGGUUUCCAGCGCACACGCAAGCACUUGCCGGUGCCGUGUUUAGCACCGUCGCGCAGUUUGGAGCCAGUCUUGGACUUACAUUGCUAGCGAUGGUUGCUACUUCGGUGACAAAUAGCAAGGGAGAUCAGGGGAAAGGUAGGGAGGAGGACCUGUUAGCUGGAUAUCGAGCCAGCUUCUGGGCGGCAUUUGCGUAUAUGGGACUUGCGUGUGUAAUAGGAGUAUUUGGACUAAGGCGGAUGGGAAGAGUCGGAGUGAAAAAAGACUAAUUACCUUUAUGCCAUUUUCUUAGCGUUUUGUUUCUUGUUCAAUUUUAUAUUUCUCAUCUUAGCUUUUCGUUUCUACUACUACUGUUAUAUGCUUUUUGGUUUUUGGUUUUAAUAUAUAUUUUUGUCUUAGCUUUUCGUUUUUAUCUAGCUCAGCC
Molecule: messenger RNA, 1867 nt
Organism: Pseudogymnoascus verrucosus
Lineage: Eukaryota; Fungi; Ascomycota; Leotiomycetes; Thelebolales; Thelebolaceae
Exons: 4
Coding region: 81-1712 (543 amino acids)
Biological process (GO): transmembrane transport
Cellular component (GO): membrane
Molecular function (GO): transmembrane transporter activity
Source: RefSeq, a predicted model, not a curated record